UCAAUAUAUCUUCAAAGGAAUGCAAUGUAAAUUCACUCAAAAGAAGAGGCCGGCAUUAGACACAUGGAAAUAUGUCAAUGGUCCAACAAUCCUUAGCUUAUUCUCUAUAGUAAUCCUUGCUCUAAUUACACUUACUAUUUCCUCUAACCACUACAAAUAUCCCUCCUAAUUAUGAUUUAAACCUUAGUUUAAGAGCAAUAAUUACUAUAAAAACUAUAGGAAGUAGUUUGCAAUAUACUUAACCUAUCGAGAUUCCCUUUUUAUAUUGUGGUUUGUACUCUAUGAAAAGUUCCUACAAUUUGUUGGAAAAGCUUGGGUUAUACAAGAUGUUCUUGAAGGCAACACCAUCCAAGGCUUUAGUUAUUAGAAUCAAUGUUAUCUUCUUUGCUUUCUUUCUUGUUGCAUAUUGCACCCUUCUUCUUCGGCCCUCUUCCCCAUCGGUUUAUCAAGAUAAAGUCGCGUCUUCAUUCCUUGUAAGGUGCUCCUUACGAGAAUGUCAUCACAAGGCAGCGGAAAGUGGAGUCAAAAUGAAAGCAGUUUUAGAAGAUCAAGGAGGAAAUCAAAUGAUAAGCCCUAAGAAGACUAUAGCAAGAAGAGAAAAACCAAAGUUCUUGCAAGAAAUGGGAAUAAGAGGAAUGAAAAUCGGCGCAAUAAACAUGGAGGAUGAAGAUCUUAGUGAAUGGGAAGUACACGGAGACACAAUAGUUAAAGUCCCCUUUGAGAAGGUCUCGGAGCUUUUCGAGUGGAAACACCUUUUCCCUGAAUGGAUCGACGAGGAAGAAGAGAAUGAAGGCUUUCUAUGUCCUGAAGUCCCAAUGCCUACAUUCGAGGAGUAUGGAAAUCUAGACAUGUUGGUGGCUAACUUGCCUUGUAACUUCCCGGAGAAAGGGUGGGCAAGGGACAUGUUUAGGCUGCAAGUUCAUCUGAUAGUUGCGAACAUGGCGGCGAAGAAGGGGAGGAGGGAUUGGUAUGGGAGGACAAAGGUGGUGUUGUUGAGUAAAUGUAGACCAAUGUUGGAUUUGUUUAGGUGUGAUGAUUUGGUAAGAAGAGAAGGAGAUUGGUGGUAUUAUGAGCCAGAAAUGGUGAAGCUUGAGGAAAGAGUUUCUUUGCCUAUGGGUUCAUGUAAUUUGGCUUUGCCUUUGUGGGGACAAGGGGUAAAUGAAGUAUAUGAUGCAUCAAACAUAGAACAAAGCACAAGAAAACCAACCAAACGAGAAGCCUAUGUCACGAUACUACACUCAUCUGAAAGCUAUGUAUGUGGUGCAAUCACCUUAGCACAAAGCCUCCUUCAAACCGGCACGAAACGAGAUCUAGUCAUACUUAUAGACAAAGCCAUCUCCCUCCCUAAACGAAAGGCUCUUGUCGCGGCUGGUUGGAAGAUUCGACUCAUAAAAAGAAUUCGAAACCCUAGAGCCGAGAAGGGCACGUACAAUGAGUACAAUUACUCCAAGUUUAGGCUUUGGCAACUCACGGACUAUGAUAAGUUAGUCUUUAUCGACUCAGACAUAGUUGUGCUACGUAACUUAGACCUUUUAUUCUAUUUCCCACAAAUAACCGCGACAGGCAAUGAUGGCUCAAUAUUUAAUUCAGGGAUCAUGGUACUCGAACCUUCUAAUUGUACAUUUCGUACCCUAAUGGGGCUACGUAAGGAAAUUACUUCGUACAACGGAGGUGACCAAGGGUUCUUAAACGAAGUCUUCGUGUGGUGGCACCGCCUUCCUAGGCGUGUUAACUUCUUAAAGAACUUUUGGUCGAAUUCUUCAUUAGAAGCAAGUGUAAAGAACCACUUGUUCGAGGCCGAUCCUCCUAAGCUAUACUCCAUACAUUACUUAGGCUUGAAGCCAUGGUUAUGUUAUAGAGAUUACGAUUGUAAUUGGGACGUGGCUGAUCAACAUAUAUACGCGAGUGAUGUUGCACAUAAGAGAUGGUGGAAGUUGCAUGAUUCAAUGGAUGCUAAGUUACAAAAAUUUUGUGCACUUACUAAGUUAAGGAAGAGGGAUUUGGAAUGGGAUAGGAAUAAAGCCAACAAGUUAAAAAUUAAUGGGGAUCAUUGGAAAAUCAAUAUUACUGAUAAUAGAAGGUUUGUUAAGCAAGAAUUAUUGUAAGUAAAUGGUUUUGUUUUUGUAGAAAUGAUAUUUUUGUAUGGUUUUGGCUUCAUUUAUCAAAUUCAUUUCAUACUUUUGUAAUUUAUUAUCUUGUGUAGAGGUAUGGAUUAUCUUAAUAUGAGUCGUACAUUAUAUA
Molecule: messenger RNA, 2241 nt
Organism: Chenopodium quinoa (quinoa)
Lineage: Eukaryota; Viridiplantae; Streptophyta; Magnoliopsida; Caryophyllales; Amaranthaceae
Product: UDP-glucuronate:xylan alpha-glucuronosyltransferase 2-like
Exons: 3
Coding region: 282-2105 (607 amino acids)
Biological process (GO): xylan biosynthetic process
Molecular function (GO): glycosyltransferase activity
Source: RefSeq, a predicted model, not a curated record